Molecule: messenger RNA, 987 nt
Organism: Mauremys reevesii (Reeves's turtle)
Lineage: Eukaryota; Metazoa; Chordata; Testudines; Geoemydidae
Product: gap junction alpha-3 protein-like
Exons: 1
Coding region: 1-987 (328 amino acids)
Biological process (GO): cell communication
Cellular component (GO): connexin complex
Source: RefSeq, a predicted model, not a curated record
AUGGGUGACUGGAACCUGCUGGGGAGGCUUCUGGAGAGUGCUCAGGAGCACUCCACGGUGGUGGGGAAGGUCUGGCUCACUGUCCUGUUCAUUUUCCGUAUCCUUGUCUUGGGGGCAGCUGCCGAGAAAGUCUGGGGGGAUGAAGAGUCGGGCUUCUCCUGCGACACCAAGCAGCCAGGCUGCCAGAACGUCUGUUAUGACGAAACCUUCCCCAUCUCCCACAUCCGCUUCUGGGUGCUGCAGAUCAUCUUCGUCUCCACCCCCAGCCUUGUCUACCUGGGCCACAUCCUGCAUCUGGUGCGCAUGGCGGAGAAGGAGCAGCAGCGAGAGGAGAUUUGGGGGGGCCAGCAGGAACCCCUGGUGCAGCAUAAACCUUCCAUCAAAGAUGUUCGUGGCAAAAUCCGCCUGCGGGGGGCCAUUCUGAGGACGUAUAUUUGCAACAUUGUCUUUAAGAUGCUCUUUGAGGUGAGCUUCAUUGUGGGCCAGUACGCACUGUAUGGGUUCGAACUAAAGCCCCUCUACACGUGCAAACGCUGGCCCUGCCCCAACACGGUCAACUGUUACAUAGCCCGGCCCACCGAGAAGACCAUCUUUAUCCUCUUCAUGACGGGGGUGGCCUGCCUGUCUCUGCUCCUCAACCUGAUAGAAAUGUACCACCUGAGCUUCACCAAGUGCAGGCAGAGGCUGGCAGCCGACCACUGUCGGGCACCCAACCCCCAGGCCAGCUCCAACGCUCCCAGAGAAACAAGCGACCACCACAUUCCCCACUGUCCUGCACCCUACAGCCUUCCCCAUGCCGCUGACCCCAGCCUUCCAUUGCAGCCUUACGCCAGCCAAGCUGCUCCCUCAGCGGGCGGGGACAGCCGUGCAGCACGGAGCAGCCGCGAGACAGGCAACCAGGGCCUGGUCAUGGAAGAACCGUUGCAGCAGGGCAGCAGGUCCAGUAAGUCCUGCACUAAGCUGAGACCCAGUGACUUGGCUGUUUAA